Molecule: messenger RNA, 932 nt
Organism: Polistes dominula (European paper wasp)
Lineage: Eukaryota; Metazoa; Arthropoda; Insecta; Hymenoptera; Vespidae
Product: low molecular weight phosphotyrosine protein phosphatase
Biological process (GO): protein dephosphorylation
Cellular component (GO): cytoplasm
Molecular function (GO): acid phosphatase activity; non-membrane spanning protein tyrosine phosphatase activity
Source: RefSeq, a predicted model, not a curated record
GCACGUGCGAACUACGUGUUCGGCUAGGGUAUUUUACAAAUAAUUUCUUAUAAAACAUUAUUUGUUACGCAUAUAUAUAUAGAUAACCCCACAAUCUUGUAUAAAUCUGCUGUAACAUAUAAAUAUAAUAAAAAAAAAAAAAAUUAAAACUAAUCAUGUCGAAGAAGAAAGCAGUGCUUAUGGUCUGUUUAGGAAAUAUUUGUCGCUCUCCAAUUGCAGAAGCUAUUUUUGAUGAUAAAAUUAAAACGAUGGGUUUAAAUGAUCGAUGGGAAGUUGAUAGCGCAGCUAUUAUAGGAUAUCAUACUGGUAAAAAUCCUGAUCCGAGAGCUAUCUCUGUAUUGAAAGAAAAAGGAAUUACUAACUAUUCUCAUAGUGCUAGAAAGAUUACGCCAGGCGAUUUUGAUAAGUAUGAUUGGAUAUUUGGGAUGGACCAUGAAAACAUAGCAACCCUAAAUGAUUUAAAACCGCCGAAUAGUAAAGCAGUAGUUGAUUAUCUUGGGAAAUAUGAUCCAUUAAAUGAACUAAUAAUACGUGAUCCUUAUUAUGAUAAUCAUAACGAUGGAUUUGAGGCGGUGUUUAAUCAGUGCACAAGAUGUAUAACAGCCUUUUUAGAAAAACAUGAAGGAAGAUAGAAAAAAGAAUGGAAAUAAAGAAAACAUACUUUACAAUAACAAAGGCGAGAAAUAGAAUUAAAAUUACAAUUAAAUAAAAAAUAAAAGUCGUCCCAGUGAUAUAGCGAUAACGAGUUCGCACUGUUACGCUACUAAUGGCUCAUGCUAACUGUCUAAACAAACUAUUAUAUAAGAAUGUUAGUAAAACUUCUUUCCUCAUUUUUUCGGAAACGGUUGGAUAUUAUAUCCUACUUCUAAAGUGUAAUGUAUAAUUCUAAUGGACUUUUAAAAAUAUAUAAAGUUCAACAAAAAAAAAAUCUG